AUGUUAAUUGAAGUGUGUACUACGUCAAAUGAUUAUCCUUACUUGGAAUACACUAAACCAAUUGUAGCCACUGUAACUGAUUAUAACGCCUUUCCCUCGCUCAAUGAAACAUUGAGUGGCAACUGUGGAUUUUGGGGUGGAAAAGUCAAUGAUCCAAGUGGAGCUCUUUACCAGUAUAUGGAUUUAAAAUAUUAUUCUCGUCUAAUAGAUUCUUCUGCAGCACACUUCGAAUUAUCAGCGUUCGUAGGCGGCAUAGAAUCUGACGGUGACUAUUCUUUGGUUAGUGUAGGAUUUAGAUCAUCGGAUAACAAACAAUUGGGUGUUACCAGUUUAGAGAUAGUGACGAACAUUCAUCGGAAUAAUAGAAGUGGAUUAUUGCUGCGUCGAGAAACUGGUAUUAUACCGAAAUACUCAAAAGUUUUCGGCAUAGCAUUUGAAUUUAUGAAAAUGAGCGAUGGUCCCUACAAUAAUGGGCUAGCAGAUGAUAUACAGCUUAUUAUUCGACCAAUUGAACAUAUAAAUAAAACGUUUGAUAGGGUGACUUAA
Messenger RNA from Didymodactylos carnosus, 546 nucleotides. The record is from the annotation of a GenBank genome assembly. NCBI's taxonomy places the organism in Eukaryota, Metazoa, Rotifera, Eurotatoria, Philodinida, Philodinidae.